AUGAAGAUUUGCUGUAUUCUGUUAGCAAUUGCCGCCGUGUGUCACGCGGCGGGCAGCGACCGUUCGUGGACAACAGACGAAGGCAUCAAAAUUGAAAUUAUUAAGAAAAUUGGAGAUUCAAAAUGCAAAAUUAAAAGUCAAAGUGGCGAUCAGCUUGAGCAAUUCUACAAGCUCACUAAUAAAGAAGGAAAAGUGAUUGGAAGCAAUUUUGGACAAAAACCAUUUACGUUCACUCUUGGCCAUGGCGAAGUUAUUCAUGGAAUGGAUAUUGCGAUGGAAGGAAUGUGCGUUGGUGAACAGAGAAAAGUUGUGAUUCCACCAGAGCAAGGAUUCGAUGACGACGGUGAGGAAGUUGAAGGGACUGGAGAUACUUUGUAUUAUUUCGUUGAGCUUAAAAGCAUUUUUCGACCUCAACCGGGAGACAAAUGGAUCACGGAGGAGGGCGUCCACAUCCAUGUGACCCAUGAAAUUAAAGAUUGUGAGGUCAAAGCUGAAGCUGGUGACACUCUCCACCAACAAUAUACACUGACACUCGAAGACGGAACUUUCGUCGAUUCAAGCUGGAGUAGAAAUCGCCCAUUCAUUUUCAAAAUGGGAACAGGACAGGUGAUUCCUGGAAUGGAUAUUGCUAUGGCUGGAAUGUGUCAAGGAGAACGAAGAAAGGUUAUCAUCCCACCAGAGCUUGCCUAUGGUGAGAAGGGGCGUCCACCAAGAAUCCCACCAAACGCCAAUCUCCACUUUGAUCUUCAACUCGACAAAUUAAUCAGAGCAUCAAAAGAAGAACUCUAA
This is a messenger RNA of Caenorhabditis bovis, 789 nucleotides long. Lineage: Eukaryota; Metazoa; Nematoda; Chromadorea; Rhabditida; Rhabditidae. The record is from the annotation of a GenBank genome assembly.